AUGCCUGGCACUUGUGAGCGUCACGAAAAGAGGCCUGAGGAUGAAGCAGAUGCACCCCAGCCAUUCAAGCCAAGCGACAAGCGCAGUGAUGUGCAGGAGACGGAAUCGAUCCUCAUUCAUGUGAAAAAAGUAGCGCUCCUGGUUGAUAAACCACAUGGAGGGGAGAAAGAACAAUUAUUUGACCAAAUGAAGACGGUGCAAGGCCGCGCGAUGAAACUGGAGUGCGCACAGCUAAAGGCGCGUAAUAACCCAAAAAGAUUUAAGCAAGAGUUGAAUGAAGAACUUGUAUCCGUCCCGACCGAUGCUUCACCACAAGAUCUCGCUUCGCACAGUGAACAGAAUGAUCAUCAAUGCGGUGAGCACUCCGGAAACCGAGACCAUCAUCGGCUCGGGGCUACAGCUCGGCUACUAGGGAGUGGAGGCCAGGACCUCCUAACUACUUACCAUGGUGCAUUGCAACAAUGGUUUCAAGUCGCCUAUCUCAGCGAGUUGUAUGAGAGACUGAGUCGUAAGGGGCAUAGUGGCAGAAAGACAAAGGCCAUUGUAGCAAACGUGAUGAACAUAGCUCUCCAUUCGCGAGCCGGUGACAGCUCUAGGAAGUUUUCGCUUGAGGAUCAGGGCACAGGGGUGGACAGCUGCACCUCCGAUGAGUGCCAGUAUUAG
This is a messenger RNA of Cantharellus anzutake, 663 nucleotides long. RefSeq lists its product as uncharacterized. The record is from RefSeq and is a predicted model, not a curated record. Bases 1 to 663 code for a protein of 220 amino acids. The transcript has 5 exons. NCBI's taxonomy places the organism in Eukaryota, Fungi, Basidiomycota, Agaricomycetes, Cantharellales, Hydnaceae.